AUGACUUUCUCCGACUCCAAGGGAGGCGCAUGGGGCCAGAAAUGGCGGUCAUCGCCCCUUUUCAUUGUCAGCGCCAUGGCCAUGGCCUUGUUCACUGACACCUUUCUCUACGCCUUCCUCGUUCCCAUCCUUCCCUACGUUCUCGAAAACCGCCUCGGAUUAGACGUAUCCCUCACCCAGCGCGUGAGUUUCGCUUUGCUGUCAGAAACCGCCAUCGCUGCUCUCGUUACAAGCCCUUUCAUUGGCCACUAUGCCGAUCGCAUGUCCUCCAAGCGAAUCUUGCUCGUUGGGUCGCUGUUAGCUGCGUUGUUUGGGUCCAUAGUCCUGGCCUUGGCGACAUCAACAUUUACCCUCUUCGCGGGACGUCUCAUUCAGGCAAUUGCCAGCUCCUUCAUCUGGGUGGUCGGAUACGCCACGAUCGCGGACAAUGUGCAACCAGAAAAUCUGGGCAAGACAUACGGGGUUAUUUCUCUGGUCGUAGCUGCAGGCACCUCAGGAGGUCCGAUGGUUGCGGGCAUUCUCUUCGAACUAGGUGGAUACUGGGUAGCGUGGUCUAGUGCCUUCAUUAUCCUUAUCCUCGACAUCAUUCUUCGUCUGCUCAUGCUAGAAAAGCCGGACGUCCAAGGCGAUGCGGACUAUUCUAGCAAUGCGAGUGUCGCAUCGGAUCCGGAACGCGCUCCUCUCCUGAGCAGUAAUCCUGGCUUAGAGGCCGACAUGGCGGGCUGGAAAUUCUAUGUAUAUAUCUUGCGGUAUCCCCGCUUCGUCUGCGGCGUGCUCAGCUAUCUUUCCUUUGCGGUUCUGGUCUCCAGCUUCGACACCACCCUUCCUCUUCAUGUUCGCGAUGUCUUCAGCUGGGGUAGUUUUCCUGCAGGCAUGAUGUUCUUCGCUCUGCAAGGUCCCGGGAUCCUUCUUAGCCCCAUCUGUGGCUGGCUGAAAGAUCGGGUCGGGACCCGAUGGCCUACCACGGUCGGCUUUUUGCUUCUCGCGCCCGUGAUGUGGGUGAUCGGCAUGCCCGGUGACGAGCGAUUCCCAUGGGCCAACGAGGGUGACCGCGGAAAAGUUAUCUACGCUGUCGGUGUUACUGUGGUGGGAUCAGUGUCCUGUCUGCUGAACGGGGCCGGAACCAUCGAGGCUACGGUCACAAUUGACGAAGUCGAAGCCAAGCACCCCGGCAUCUUUGGCCCCAACGGAGGCUACUCCCGUGCUCUGUCAGUAGCCAGUAUGGGGUGGACGCUCGGAGCAUUCAUCGGACCCAUCAUCUCCGGCUACAUCGCCGAACAAGUCGGCUACUACGAGAUGAGCUGCGUUAUCGCAAUUGUGUGCCUUCUCUCCGGCGUCAACACCUUCUUCAACCUAGACUCGAAAGUCCAUUUCGACCGUGUGGCGGAAUCCACCUAG
This is a messenger RNA of Aspergillus tubingensis, 1398 nucleotides long. RefSeq names its product MFS transporter. The record is from RefSeq and is a predicted model, not a curated record. Gene Ontology annotation, molecular function: transmembrane transporter activity. The transcript is spliced from 5 exons. The coding region runs from base 1 to 1398 and encodes 465 amino acids. NCBI's taxonomy places the organism in Eukaryota, Fungi, Ascomycota, Eurotiomycetes, Eurotiales, Aspergillaceae. Gene Ontology annotation, biological process: transmembrane transport.